Molecule: messenger RNA, 2112 nt
Organism: Lolium rigidum
Lineage: Eukaryota; Viridiplantae; Streptophyta; Magnoliopsida; Poales; Poaceae
Product: wall-associated receptor kinase 2-like
Exons: 4
Coding region: 1-2112 (703 amino acids)
Biological process (GO): protein phosphorylation; cell surface receptor signaling pathway
Cellular component (GO): plasma membrane
Molecular function (GO): polysaccharide binding; calcium ion binding; protein serine/threonine kinase activity
Source: RefSeq, a predicted model, not a curated record
AUGUCGCCGCUGGUGUUGCUGCUACUAUUAGCGACCGCGUUGCGAGUCCUAGCCACCGGCACCGCCGUCGCAAAGAAAACCUGCCAGUCAAGCUGCGGUGGCGUCGACAUCCCCUACCCAUUCGGCAUCGGCGAGAACUGCUUCCGGCCGGGCUUCCAGAUCAUCUGCGAGAAGGACCCAUUCGGAAGCGAGGUGCAACCGUUUCUCCCGGGCACCAGCUAUCGCAAGGUACGCGUGCUUAGCCUCCACGUGCAGCCACGCGCGGAGGUCCGGGUGAUGCUGAAUGUGGCGUUUCAGUGCUUCAACACCGACGGUGAUGUGAACUGGCAAUACGACGGCGCUGUGAAUAUGACGGAGAAUAGCGUCUACCGGAUCUCCAGCGCCCAGAACCAGCUCUUCGUCCUCGGCUGUAGCACCUUCAUCUACGCCGGCAGCGGGCCGCCUGGCCUCCACUCCCGGUCCUACUAUGGCGGGUGCGUGGCCUACUGCAAGGACUCCAGCACCCCGCAGAACGAUGCCUGCGACGGCAUUGGCUGCUGCCGCAGCAACAUCCCACCGGGCCUCACCGACACCCAAAUGCAGCUAAGCACAUGGUCGCACAAAGGUCUGGACUACAGCCCCUGCAACUACGCAUUCAUCGUGGAGAAAGGUAACUAUUCCUUCAGGGCGGCUGACCUGCUAGGCAUGCCACAGAACAAGACCAUGCCAAUGCGCCUCGACUGGGCAAUCCGGGACUCGGGAUUAUCCUGCAACAGUACCCAGCAGGGCGCCUGCGUCAGCGGCAACAGCAGUUGCGAUAAUUCCAUCAAUGGGCCGGGAUAUGUCUGCCACUGUAUCAAGGGCUACGAGGGUAACCCUUACGUCAGAAGCGGUUGCCAAAAUAUCGACGAGUGUGUGCGCAAACCGUGCCCUAUGAACAGCAAAUGUGUGGACACGCCGGGCUCGUUCAAUUGCACAUGUAAUAAAGGAUAUAAGCGUGAAGGUAAUUCAACGACAUGGUCAUGCAAUCCAAACGGUCGAAAGUUCCCGCUUGCAGCCAAGCUUACCAUUGGGAUUGUCCUAGGUGUAUCCUUGAUAGUUAUUGCUCUACUGUCAGCACUAGUUUUCUUCCAAAAGAGACAACUGGACAAAUCAUUUGAAAAGAACGGGGGUAAGAUACUUGAGAAUGUGAAAGGCCUGACCAUUUUCACCAAGGAGGGACUAAAGAAAAUCACAAGAAACAAUUCAGACUUUCUUGGUAAUGGAAGCUUUGGUAAAGUCUAUAAAGGAAUUCUCCCUGAUGAUACUAUUGUGGCAGUCAAGGCAUCUAUCAUUAUAAAUGAAGAUACAAGGAAAGAAUUCACCGAUGAAGUGGAGAUUCAGAGCAACAUGAUCCAUAAGAAUAUUCUUCGACUUGUAGGUUGCUGCCUUGAGGUGGAGGUCCCAAUGCUAGUAUAUGAGUUUGCGGCUAAUGGAAGCCUCCAAGACAUUCUCCACCAGAAUAAAAACCAAGAACUUCCAUUGGAUUUGCGUUUGGAUAUUGCAAUUGGGUCUGCGGAAGGAUUAAAAUACAUGCACUCAUCCACAACUCAAGCCAUACGACAUGGUGAUGUCAAGCCAGACAACAUACUCCUUGAUGACAAGUUAACACCAAAAAUCUCUGAUUUUGGGUUGUCAAAGCUGAUUAAAGAGGGACAAUUUGCCAAGACAGUAGUAGGGUGCAUGGGUUAUAUAGACCCGGUUUUCUUGAAAACAGGCCUUUUAACACAGAAAAGUGAUGUCUACAGCUUUGGAGCAGUUCUCCUGGAACUCAUUACUGGGAAGAAGAAUGUAUAUGAUGAGAACCAAAGCCUCAUCAUUGAGUUCUGUAAACUUUAUGAGAAAGGCAAUGGUGGGAGGGCUAUGUUUGACAAGGAGAUUGCAAAUGAAGAAGACAUGUUUGUCUUAGAGGAUAUUAGCAAACUAGCAGUUGAAUGUCUAUGCGAAGACAUAGAAGUGCGACCAGAUAUGACAGAGGUGGCUGAGAGACUAGUUAUGCUCAGGAGAGACAAGAGACUUAAGAAUACACUCUCAACAUAUGGGCACUUGGAGGAUAUCACCAUGGCUGGGUCACCCAUGCAGCAACGAACCUAG